GUACACUCUGUGCGUACUACACAGUUGCUUUCACUAAUGGAAUUGUAACGGUAUACGCACAUAUCCCCCCCCCCCCUCCUCGUUCUCUCCUCUCCUUUCUCCUCGCUUCUAUUUCACCUGCGGACUAAUAAUAUUCCAAAAUAAUCAGAGAGAGAGACCAUAGGAGACAAACAUUCCUCACUUCCUCCUCGCAGCUCCUUUCAUCCCAUCCAUUCGCGUUUAUGCGCGCGCUUCUCUCCCGCGACACGCAUUCCAUUUCCAUCCAGCACAUAUAACAUAUACGUAUAUUACACGCACGCGAGCAGCGCGCUGAGCGAGUCUGCACGAGAGGCACGAGCGCCGAGCUACUCUUCCACGGCCUAACGGUGUGCGGAGACUACAGGAAGCCGUUGUUGUCUAUCCAUCGCGCAGUGCGGGAAUCGUAGCUCGGGACGACUGGUAGUGUCUAUAGUUGUUGUAUAGUUUUGGGGUUAGGAACGAGUACUGUACUUUGAAGCACAGCUGCGUAAUAUAUAGGUACAGAAGGGCGCUGCAGAGCGUAUAUACACACAUAUAUAUAGAUAUAUAGUACGAUGUGGCCGUUUAGCAGUCGUUGUCAGAGCAAGGCGCGGCUGAUCGGUAAGACCGUUGUCAUCACCGGGGCCAACACCGGCAUCGGUAAGGAGACCGCUCGGGAUCUUUACCGACGAGGCGCAAGAGUCAUACUGGCCUGCAGGAACCUCGAGAAGGCGAACCAAGCCGCGGAAGACGUUCGGAAUAAUCCGCCCAGCAGAGCCGAGUUGGAGCAGUUCAAGGGCGAACCCGGUGAGCUGGUCGUCUGCAAGCUGAACCUCGCGAGUCUCGCCAGCGUGAGGGAAUGCGCGAAGAAGCUUAACGCGAGCGAGCCUCAGAUCCACCUGUUGAUCAACAACGCCGGGCUCAUGAUGUGCCCGAAGGAGAAAACCGAGGACGGCUACGAGCUGCAGCUUCAGAGCAAUCAUCUAGGACACUUCCUACUCACCUUACUGCUCCUGCCUAAAAUCAGGUCUUCGGCGCCCGGCGCCAGGAUAAUCAACGUGUCGUCCAUGGCGCAUAUCAGUGGUAGCAUGCACUUUGACGACUUGAACUUGGAAAAGUCGUACACGCCUCUGGUAGCCUACCAGCAGAGCAAACUGGCCAACGUACUCUUCACUGCUGAGCUCGCCCGCAAACUCAAAGACUCGGGAAUCGAGGGAAUCACGACUUACUCGCUCCACCCGGGCGUAAUCUCGACGGAGCUCGGUCGGCACUUGGACAAGUCUAUGUUCCCGGGCGCCCGGCUCUUCUUCACCGUUUUCAAGCCUUUCAUCAAGACGCCCGAGCUCGGCGCACAGACCAGCAUUCACUGCGCGGUCGACGAGACCGCCGCUCACGAGACGGGACUCUAUUACAAGGAGUGCAGAGUCAGCAGCCCAGCUUCCCAGGCGAACAGCAAGGAGGACGCGGAGAGGCUCUGGUCGGAGAGCCUGAAGCUCGUCGGGUUACCGCAGAAGGAGAAUCUUGCCGAACUGCUCGAGGCCAUCUCGAGUGAAAUCUUGCCUUCGUAGACGUGACAAGACGCGUGUACUGUAUUGUUUUCUUAAGAGUGUUAAUGUACUAUUACUAUUUCCCUGUAUCUGGUAUAGCCGUAGGUUCUUUUUCAUCAAACUUGUGUAUCCUACGUAUAUUUUAUUUUAUUUUUUUUUUAUUGAUGACGUUCGAUGAUUUUUUAUACCGUUGUACCGAAAUAAAAAUUGUCCAUCGAAAAGCA
This is a messenger RNA of Nasonia vitripennis (jewel wasp), 1768 nucleotides long. Its product is annotated as retinol dehydrogenase 11. Lineage: Eukaryota; Metazoa; Arthropoda; Insecta; Hymenoptera; Pteromalidae. The record is from RefSeq and is a predicted model, not a curated record. The transcript is spliced from 6 exons. The coding region runs from base 573 to 1565 and encodes 330 amino acids.